This is a messenger RNA of Pelobates fuscus (common spadefoot toad), 1314 nucleotides long. It is a transcript of the gene CTSO, whose product is annotated as cathepsin O. Gene Ontology annotation, molecular function: cysteine-type endopeptidase activity. The coding region runs from base 74 to 1186 and encodes 370 amino acids. NCBI's taxonomy places the organism in Eukaryota, Metazoa, Chordata, Amphibia, Anura, Pelobatidae. The record is from RefSeq and is a predicted model, not a curated record. The transcript is spliced from 8 exons. Gene Ontology annotation, cellular component: lysosome.
GCUCAGCUCCCAAUUCACUUCCUCAUCUGCUACCUCCCCUGUAUGUGCAGCUAACAUGGCGACAUGACGUGCCAUGCAGGCAUUAAUUAACAUGAGAUUCAGCCUGGUGUGCUGCAUUGCAGGGCUGUGUUCUAUAACCGAACCUCUCCCAGUAUCCUGCCAGGAGCAGUCCUCACACAGCCUGCACAAUGAUGGACACAGCACAGCAGCCAGCACCAGAGACACAGUCAGACAGCUACCUCUCUGCAUCAACAACACCAACCACAACACCACUUUUCUGGAAUUCAUGGAGAGCUAUCACAGGAAGUACCUCCCGGGGAGCCUGCUAUUCCAGGACAGAUUCAAAGUAUUCAUGAAAAGUUUAGAGAGGCAAAAGCAACUGAACACAUUUUCUUACUCUUCAAAUGAAAUCAGUGCAGCAUAUUAUGGCGUAAAUCAAUUUUCCGAUUUAUCUGUUGAAGAGUUCACUAAUACAUAUUUGAAAAGCCAUUCCACUGGGAAUUACAUAAAGUCUGCCAAAUCUUCUUCAUCAGAAAGCUCUCUACCAUUGCGGUUUGACUGGAGAGACAAGAAGGUUAUUAUGGAAGUGAAAAAUCAAUUGAAUUGCGGAGGCUGUUGGGCUUUUAGUGUCGUUGGGGCCGUGCAGUCUGCUUAUGCAAUCCAAGGUCAUCAGCCUGAGGAUCUCAGUGUACAGCAGGUCAUUGACUGUUCUUACAUGGAUGGAGGCUGCAACGGUGGAUCCACUGUCAGUGCGUUAAAGUGGUUAAAUCAGACGCAAACAAAGUUAGUAAGAGCGUCUGAAUACCCUUUCAAAGCACAUAGUGGGAUAUGUCAUUAUUUUCCUCCAACGGAGUUUGGUGUUUCAAUUAAGGGAUAUAAAGCAUAUGAUUUCAGUUGCUGUGAAGAAGAAAUGAUGAAGACUCUUAUUAAUUACGGUCCACUCACAGCAAUAGUUGAUGCUGUCAGUUGGCAGGAUUACCUUGGUGGUGUUAUACAGCAUCACUGUUCCAGUGGACAUGCAAAUCAUGCAGUACUAAUCAUUGGUUAUGAUAAAACAGGUGACAUCCCUUAUUGGAUAGUGCAAAACUCUUGGGGUACCACAUGGGGUGCAAAGGGAUAUGUGUAUAUCAAGAUGGGUGAAGAUAUGUGUGGAAUGGCGGAUUUUGUGUCUUUUCCACUGAUGUAAUUCCUGUUUCCUUUACUUGCGGAUCACAAACAUCCGUAUUCAUCGGUGUAUGCAUCUUAAAGGCCCCAUUCCAUUUGAAACUAUAUACAAAAGGGAAUCUUCUUAACCACUUAAGGACCAAACUUCUG